Molecule: messenger RNA, 1596 nt
Organism: Westerdykella ornata
Lineage: Eukaryota; Fungi; Ascomycota; Dothideomycetes; Pleosporales; Sporormiaceae
Product: FAD-binding domain-containing protein
Exons: 1
Coding region: 287-1486 (399 amino acids)
Biological process (GO): lactate catabolic process
Cellular component (GO): mitochondrion
Molecular function (GO): FAD binding; D-lactate dehydrogenase (cytochrome) activity; D-lactate dehydrogenase (NAD+) activity
Source: RefSeq, a predicted model, not a curated record
GGGCCAGCGUAUCGCGAAAGAGAAGGAGACGAUUCAGGAGUUGGCCAAGUACAAAGUCGAAGGGGCUAUGUAUCGGACGGUGCAGAAGAUAUUCAGUAAGGAGGAUGAGACCACACCAUGGCAAAUGGAGAGAGGAUAGUUAUACUGAUGCGGUGGGAUAGUUGUUGCUGUCGUUGGCUGUUUUGCGUACUGGUUCGGCCAGUAUGGGUGGCCGGAGCCGGACCUCCAAUCCACCACUCCCCUCUCCGCCGUGAAACCGCCAGAACACAACAUCGACGACUCGAACAUGGAGCCCGCCUUCAUCGACCUCCAGACCAUCGUAGGACGGGAGAACCUCUCGCUCGAGAAGGCGGACCUGGAAUCGCACGCCGGAUCCUCGUGGUCCUCCCACGCCGCCGAGCCCCACCACAUCCCCUUCUGCAUCGUCAAACCCCGAACCACGGAAGAAGUCAGCGCCAUCAUGAAGAUCUGCCACGACCGCCGCAUCCCCGUGACGGCCUACUCGGGCGGCACCAGCCUCGAGGGCCACUUCACGCCGACGCGCGGCGGCGUCUGCAUCGACUUCAGCAACAUGGACCGGAUCCUCAAACUCAACGCCGACGACCUCGACGUCGUGGUCCAACCCGCCGUCGGCUGGGAACACCUCAACGAGGAGCUGGCGCAAUCCAACCUCUUCUUCCCCCCGGACCCAGGCCCCGGCGCCAUGAUCGGCGGCAUGAUCGGCACCGGCUGCUCGGGCACAAACGCCUUCCGCUACGGCACCAUGAAGGACUGGGUCCUCUCCCUCACCGUCGUGCUCGCCGACGGCACAAUCAUCAAGACGCGCCAGCGGCCCCGCAAAUCCUCGGCGGGCUACGACCUCACGCGCCUCUUCGUCGGCAGCGAGGGCACCCUGGGCCUCGUGACGGAAGCCACACUCAGACUUGCCGUCAAGCCGCAGCACAUGAGCGUCGCCGUGUGCGCGUUCCCCACGGUGCGCAAGGCCGCCGAGUGCGCCUUCAAGGUCGUCCAGGCGGGCGUGCCCAUCGCCGCCAUCGAGAUCCUCGAUGAUGUCCAGAUGCAAUGCAUCAACGACGCGGGGCGUACGCGGCGCACGUGGAUGAACGCACCUACAUUAUUCUUCAAAUUCGCGGGCACGCCGGCCUCGGUCAAGGAGCAGAUUGCCCAGGUGCGGAAACUCGCGUCGGGCACGGGGUCCGUGUCGUUUGAGUUUGCGCGCAACGAGCAAGAGCAGCAGGAUCUGUGGGCGGCGAGGAAGGAGGCGUUGUGGAGCGUCAUGGCCAAGGGGGAGGGCAGGGAGGAUGUAGGUGUUUGGACGACGGAUGUCGCGGUGCCGAUAUCGAGGUUGCCGGAUUUGAUGGAGGAGACGAAGGAGGAGGUGAGGAGGAGUGGGUUGUUGGCGAGUAUUGUGGGGCAUGUUGGGGAUGGGAAUUUCCACUGUAAGCCCUUUUCUUCUUCUUCUUCGUCGUCUUUUUGUCCUGUUUGAUCCCUUCUCAUUACUCUUUUCCCCCCACUGUCAGGUCCAGUGCUAACACGUCCUUUUUCAGCGAUCAUACUAUACUCCAAAUCCACCCCCUCAGAACACACCAAGGUCUC